Messenger RNA from Ilex paraguariensis (yerba mate), 1763 nucleotides. Lineage: Eukaryota; Viridiplantae; Streptophyta; Magnoliopsida; Aquifoliales; Aquifoliaceae. The record is from the annotation of a GenBank genome assembly.
ACCAGGCAACAUGGGUUGGCCUUUCCUUGGCGAAACCAUUGGCUAUUUGAAGCCAUACUCAGCCACCACAAUAGGAGAGUUCAUGGAGCAACACAUCUCAAGGUUUGGGAAAAUUUACAAGUCGAAUCUGUUUGGUGAGCCCACAGUAGUCUCAGCGGACGCUGGGCUCAACAGAUUCAUACUGCAAAAUGAAGGGAGAUUGUUUGAAUGCAGCUAUCCAAGAAGUAUAGGUGGGAUUCUGGGCAAGUGGUCUAUGUUGGUUUUAGUUGGAGACAUGCAUAGAGACAUGAGGAUUAUAUCUCUCAACUUCUUGAACAAUGCUAGGCUUAGGACCCAUCUCUUACCAGAUGUUGAGAAGCAUACCUUGCUGGUUCUCAACUCUUGGAAGGACAAUUCUCUGAUUUGUGCACAAGAUGAGUCAAAGAAGUUCACUUUCAAUUUAAUGGCAAAACAUAUCAUGAGCUUGGAUCCUGGAAAACCAGAGACUGAAGAACUUAAGAAAGAGUACAUCACUUUCAUGAAAGGAGUGGUUUCUGCUCCUUUGAAUUUCCCUGGAACUGCAUACAGAAAGGCCUUACAGUCUCGGUCAACGAUCCUUAAAUUCAUUGAGAGGAAGAUGGAACAGAAGAUUAGGGAAGUGAGAGACAGGAGAGAGAAUAUGGAGGAAGAUGAUCUUCUUGGAUGGGUCUUGAAGCACUCUGACCUUUCGAGGGAGCAAAUACUUGACUUAGUUUUAAGCUUACUCUUCGCUGGCCAUGAAACUUCCUCGGUAUCAAUAGCGUUAGCCAUUUACUUCUUGCAAGGUUGUCCUCUUGCUGUUCAUCAACUGAGAGAAGAACACACUGAAAUUGUCAAAUCCAAGAAGCAAUCAGGAGAGAUGGAACUGACUUGGGAUGACUACAAAAAAAUGGAAUUCACUCAAUGUGUUAUCAGUGAGACAUUAAGGCUUGGAAAUGUAGUGAGGUUUCUCCAUAGAAAAGCUAUCAAAGAUAUUCGGUACAAAGGUUAUGACAUUCCAUGUGGGUGGAAAGUGCUUCCGGUGAUCUCAGCCGUCCAUUUAGAUCCUUCUCUUUUUGACCAACCUCAACACUUCAAUCCAUGGAGAUGGCAGAAUACUCCUGGACCAUGUUCUGCUGGUGCAAGCAUGACAAGUAGUAAUAAUUUCAUGCCAUUCGGGGGAGGACCACGAUUCUGUGCAGGAUCAGAACUAGCGAAACUCGAGAUGGCUCUAUUCAUUCACCAUUUAGUCCUCAAAUAUCACUGGGAAUUAGCUGCUCCGGAUCAGGCUUUCGCCUUCCCAUUUGUCGACUUCCCCAGAGGCCUACCAAUAAGAGUCCAACACCACACUUUUAUAUAAUUAAGAGCAACGAUUUCCAUAAAAAUCACUUGCAAAAGAGACCUCAGUCUCAUUCUCAGCCUCGGCCAGCCUCAGCCUCUUUUUGGUGGAGAAACGGAACAAAGCCUGUAUUGUCUGAUGAACAUGGGUUUUCUUGGCUUUUUCCAACGGCCAGGUUUAUGUUUCUUUUGACUUUAUGUAAUAGCUCACAUGAACUGAGGGAUGACAUAAAGAAAGAGCAGUAUAAAGAUAGGACCACGUUUUUUUUUUUUUCUCUCUAUCCCCAUUUGUAAAUUUAAUUACAUACCUCCUUGGGCCCAGAGCUUGGGGUUUUCAGUAAUUAUUCAUUUGUAUGUGGUAUUUUUUUUAUGUAAUUUAUCGUGAUGAUCGAUUGAUCUUCAUUCAGUGGUAUGUUGUAGUUUACUUG